AUAAAACAGCAGUCCUCUUGUUCUUUUGUCCUCGUACGAGACAAAUAUUUGUCACGAAAAACUUAAGUAUAUAGAACUGAUCAACACACUCACAAAAUAAAAAAAAUAGUAAUUUGUAACUGAAUUCACGUAACAACAAACCAAGCAAUUCAAUCUAUUCAAGUAACAACAUUUCAAAAAAUUGUGGUUUCACUUGCUACCUGUACAAAAUUUAUUGCAUCAAUUUUUUAUUUUUUUUUAUUUUAUAUAAACCCAUUGUUUUUCCUUCAUUUCUCAAUUGGGUUCCUUUUGUGUGAUAAAUCUUUGAAUUCCAUAAUUUUAUAACUGCAUUUAUGGAUUCUGAUUCAUCAGAUGGGUCAAGCGGGUCGGGUGGUUCAGAUUUCGGGUUUGCAUUCAACGAUAGCAAUUUUUCGGAUAGGGUUUUGAGUAUUGAGAUAAUACCCGACCCGAAAUUGAAAAUUGAAAUUGAAGAUGUUGAAGACAUUGUUUAUUGGGCUAGGAAACGCAAAAGAAGAAGAGAAGAAAUGAAAGAAAAUAAUGAUGCAAAAGUGGACAUGGUCAUGCAACGUGAGGAGCAGGCAGUAAAUUGUGAUGUGCUGGAAAUGGAAGAUGGUCUUGCUGAUGAUGAACGAGAAGAAGAAGAAGCUGUAGGAAUGCUUGAGGAAUUGCCUUCCGCCAUAGAGAUGACCACUAAUCCCCCUGGCGAUGAUGAAGCUUCUGAAAAACAUAAUUCAUCUACGAACAUGGACUCAUCAAAAUCCCUUCAUGUGAGAACUUUACAUAUCAGUUCUCCCAUUUUGGCAGCUAAGAGUCGAUUCUUUUAUAAGGUGUUCUCAAAUGGCAUGAAAGAGUCGGAGCAAAGGCACGUAACUAUACAAAUCCAUGCGUCGGAAGAAGCUGGCUUCAUGGACCUGUUGAAAUUUAUGUAUAGCAAUACUUUAACAACUACAAGACCUACUGUUGUCCUUGAUUUGCUGAUGGCUGCUGACAAAUUUGAGGUUAAGUCAUGCAUGAGAUACUGCAGCCGCUUACUGUGGAGUCUUCGCAUGACGUGUGAAUCAGCUUUGCUCUAUUUGGAGCUUCCUUUCAAUAUAUUAAUGGCUGAUGAAAUUCUGCCAUUAACAGAUGCUGCAAAACAGUUUCUUGCUUUACGUUUCAGGGAUAUAACCAAGUUCCAAGAAGAGGUAUUGGAUUUGCCUCUUGUGGGAAUUGAGGUUGUUCUGUCCAGUGAUGAUCUUCAGAUUGCUUCAGAGGAUGCUGUCUAUGACUUUGCGUUGAAGUGGGCUCGUAUCCAUUACCCAAAGCCUGAGAAACGACGGGAAAUAUGGAAAUCACAUCUUUGUCACCUCAUUCGGUUUCCAUGCAUGACAUGCAGGAAGCUGAAGAAAGUCCUAACCUGCAAUGAGUUUGAUUCUGAGCUUGCUUCAAAGCUUGUCUUUGAGGCUCUUUUUUAUAAGGCCGAAGCACCGUAUAGGCAGCGGUCAAUUGCUUCAGAGGCGGGAAAAAAUUUAAACUAUCGUUAUGUGGAGAGGGCAUACAAAUAUAGACCUAUUAAAGCUGUCGAGUUUGAAAAGCCUGGUCAGCAGUGUGUUAUUUACCUAGAUUUGAAAAGAGACGAGGUUGCUUGCCUCUUUCCUGGUGGUAGAGUUUAUUCAGAGGCUUUCCAUUUGGGUGGACAAGGUUUUUUCCUGUCAGCUAAUUGCAACAUGGAUCAACAAGGUGCAAUACAGUGCUUCGGGUUGUUUCUGGGCAUGCAAGAGAAAGGGUCAGUAUCAUGUCCAGUUGAUUACAAGUUUGCAGUUCGUACCAGUCAAGCCGAGGAGGAAUACGUGAGCAAAUACAAGGGUAACUACACUUUCACAAGUGGCAAGGCUGUUGGCUGCAGGAACCUGUUUGGUGUAAGUUGGAGCGCGUUUCUGGGUGCAGAUAGUAUAUAUUUCAUCAACGGAAUUCUCCAUCUUCGCGCCGAGCUUACUGUCAGGGAAUAGAGUGUUUAGAAGCCAGAGUCCUGAAAGGUUUACAUUGUAGUGUUAUCUUAAUGUCUUUAUUUACAGUGCACCACAUAUGAGCAACAGUUUUGUGGGUUAUAAUGCUUUUUGUUACCUGUUGCCAUAUAUGCACUGUUGUAAAUUAGGAUUAUAAUGCCUUUUGUUACCUGUUGCCAUGCAUGCUCUGUUGUAAAUUAGUAAAGUCAAACUGGUUGAGUAGUUUCAUAUUUUGAUCUUAUAGUGACUUUGCUCAUCCUGA
Molecule: messenger RNA, 2247 nt
Organism: Lycium barbarum (goji berry)
Lineage: Eukaryota; Viridiplantae; Streptophyta; Magnoliopsida; Solanales; Solanaceae
Product: BTB/POZ domain-containing protein POB1-like
Exons: 6
Coding region: 333-1988 (551 amino acids)
Biological process (GO): response to red light
Cellular component (GO): nucleus
Molecular function (GO): protein binding
Source: RefSeq, a predicted model, not a curated record